AGAAGAACUGAAAAAGGAAGAUGAAACCUGUUAGAAGAGACUCGCUCCAACGAGCUGAUCAUAUCUUUACUCCUUGUAGCGGAGGCAUAUACUAUCACCAUGGCAUAUAUGUGGGCAAAGCCACGGUCACUAACCCGAAAAAUAAUGGAGAAGAACAAGAAAUAUACGAUGCAGUCAUUCAUUUCCUCGGAUUUUACAAGAAAAGCAGCUGUAAACCCCAAUGCAAGAGAUGUUUCUACACUUCUCAAAAUAUGGGAGUUAUCAUAACCUGCCUCGAUUGCUUCCUUGACGGUAGCUUAGUCUAUGUCUACGAAUAUGGCGUCUCCUACUUGACAUUUAAUUUUAAAAGUAACGGCAGUUGCAGUUAUUGGGAUUCUUAUCCUCCUGACAAGGUUAUUCGGACAGCGUAUUGUUUUCUCGACAAGCAAUCCUUCGGUGAUUACCACUUGGUUUUUAACAACUGUGAGAGCUUUGCAACCUACUGCAAAACGGGUAAUGCCAUGAGCAAUCAGGCCUUAUUCGGAUCAGGCUUGCCUGGUGCUGCCGCUUAUAUUAUUGCAAAAGGUAUAUUAUGGGGGAAUUAAGGAGUAAAUUAAGUGAUGCGAGGUUCAAGAAAGUGAAGGAAUGUACUCAAUUUGCUGCUAUAUUUUUGUUACUCAAACCUCUGGAAAUGCAUAAGGCUUUGCAAUGUCAAAUAGGGUGGGGUGGGAUGAUUAUAGAGGUCCAAGGUUUGUAAUUUAUUGCUCUCUUUAUUUUGUAUAAAAAAUUAAUAUAUGUAUCAAUAAAUAAAUUGUUGUCAUUUAAAA
This is a messenger RNA of Durio zibethinus, 806 nucleotides long. Its product is annotated as protein LEAD-SENSITIVE 1-like. NCBI's taxonomy places the organism in Eukaryota, Viridiplantae, Streptophyta, Magnoliopsida, Malvales, Malvaceae. The record is from RefSeq and is a predicted model, not a curated record.